Molecule: messenger RNA, 1604 nt
Organism: Mycotypha africana
Lineage: Eukaryota; Fungi; Mucoromycota; Mucoromycetes; Mucorales; Mycotyphaceae
Exons: 2
Coding region: 185-1384 (399 amino acids)
Molecular function (GO): protein binding
Source: RefSeq, a predicted model, not a curated record
GUAACACUUCGAAUGUUGCAAUUUUUAUCAUUGAGUUUUCAUCUAGCUUUUCUCAACUUCCAUUUUCUUCUUUUUAUUUGCAGUCAUUCAUUUCAUUUAAUCUCUUUUUAGCCUAUCCUCACUAUUAUAAGCGUUUUUGGCUCCGCUUUUACCAUACUAUCAUUGUUAACUACUACUAACUACCAUGCCGUCUGCUACAAUAAGUCUCUAUGAAGAAAUGGAACAUGUACCUGAUGAACUCCGUCUUCAUCACUGUGCUAGUAUAUUAAGCUCAUCAGCCGCGUCAACAUCAAACGAUCUCGUUAUUCAGGCAUUGAAUUUUUUACGCCUUAGAGCCAUAAAACACUCAGAGACAGAGGCCAAAACAAAACUCAGCCUACUUUAUUUCCCAGCAAUCGAUGAUGUUAAAGCAAUAACUGAUACUGCACUCAUAAAGGCAGAUAAAACAGAAGCUGAUAUAUGGUCAAGGAGUGCGUUUGAUAAGCAGUUAUCUUAUGCGCUUCAACUGUGCGUAGUUCCAUUGACUACGAAUAAUGACUUAAGUUUGAUCCAUUAUCUAACACAGCAUACAACAACAAGCGCGAGUAACAGUAGCAGCAUGGUAGUUGAUCCAGCUUUAUACUUUUUGAUGGGACUUCUGUAUUCAAAAGGUAUUGGCUUCGUCCAGGAUGUUGGAAAAGGUCUAACUUGUUUGGAAGUUGCUGCCACUACUGGCUCUGAAGCGAAAAGCAAUAUUAUAGCUGCAGCAAGUUGCGAAUUAGGAAAGAUAUAUGGAGAUCGGUACGAAUACUCCCUGCACCAACCUUCAAAAUCUAUGUAUUGGUUUCGUAAGGCGUUUGAAUGUGGAUCAACACAAGCGGUAGUGGAUUUAGCGUAUGGGUUUUUUGAAGGCAUAUUCACAUCCUCACUCAUGGAGAAUGAAAAUGAAGAGAGUUGUAUUAGUUAUGAGAAUAAUAGCAAUAAGGAGGACGAUGAUAUGAAAGCACUUCGAUACGCUAGAGAAGGUGCAACCUUGCUCAAUGACCGAUAUUGCCAAUACAUUGUGGGUCAUCUCUGCUUGAAAGGCACACAAAAUGGGGUCAAAACCGAUACUCUAGAAGCUCUUUCGUGGCUACAUGCUUCUGCACAACAAGGUUUUGUUGUUGCGAUAGAAGAGGAAGCAUCUACUUAUAUAGCAAUUCAAGACUACAAGAAAGCGUAUGAGUGUUGUACACAAAAGUAUGCUAUGCAUAUACCUUUUUGUCAGGCAAAACUGGGCGACUUGUAUAGAAAUGGAUGGCAUGUAGAACAAGAUUAUCAUAAGGCCUUUGAGUACUACCAAAAUGCGGCAAGCCAUUCAGAAAUACCAUACCCUUACGCGCAACAUAUGCUAGGGAAAAUGUAAGCUCUUCCUAAUUCAUCAGGUUUUUAAAUGGAGAGGGUGUUCCCAAAGAUUUGGCAGUGGCAAGGGAAUGGUUUCAAAUUGCUUCUUCACAAGGAUACGAACCAUCACAACAAAAAUUAAUGGAGAUUUCACUAUCUUCAACACCUGCGAGUACGGCGCAGCGUUCAUUGACAGAAGAUCAUUCAGUAUCUCCACAACAGCAAAAGAGAUCAAGUAGAUG